Cyanistes caeruleus (blue tit) is the source of this 5682-nucleotide messenger RNA. Lineage: Eukaryota; Metazoa; Chordata; Aves; Passeriformes; Paridae. The record is from RefSeq and is a predicted model, not a curated record.
GCUCUUGAUCCCACUGGUGUAAUGCUCAAUGGCACACUUCUGCCCACGUGCAACAUAUCCAGCUUCAACUCCCUGCAGCAAUACAAAAUGCCCAAGAAUAAUGUUUUCGAAAUCAAUAUAUGCUACAGUUGAAUAUGAAACUCCACAAACCUAAAUUGAAACUGUGAGAGAAAGCAGGCAGACUGAAUAUAAACAAAGCACCAGAGCUGGAUUAUGACCAAGAUGCAAGUGCUAAUAUGGCCUCUUGAGAAAACUGCCAUGAGACCUUCCCAGCAUGAGCAAGUGUCAGAAAGCAGGGGUGUUUCAGGAGCUGGUGCUUAUACCCAGAUUUGGAAAGAAGAAGGAAGAUAAAAGUGGGAAGGCAGAUCAGAAGGGGACUCCAAAGCAAGAUGUGCUUAAAGAGGAGGAGCUGGAGAAAAUGAAAGAUGAGCGUGAAAGGAUUGGUGCAAAGCAUCUGGAGUUACGGCAAAAGCAGCUGAGGGGCCUGAGUGAUUAUUCUACUGGUCCUGGAGGACCUGACAUUGAUGAUGAUGAGGUGGAUCCAAACUAUGCCAGAGUGAACCACUUCCGAGAGGCUUAUCCACCAGCAAGCAUCUACAGACCCUCAUCACCAGCAGUAGGAGAAACCUUUGUUUAUCUGCGGGAUUCUUCCUCAGCACCAAUGGAGAGGGAGCACUUGGAAGGGCUGUAUGCAAAAAUAAACAAGCAGCACUACCCACAGACUUCUGGAGACAGUGGCUGCACAGGUGGUGGGAAUGCUGAUCGCAUCCAGAGGCUGCGGAAGGAGUACCACCAGGCCCGGCGGGAGGGCUUGCCUUUCUAUGAGGACGACGAGGGAAGGAUGCAGCUGUCUGACUAUGACCAGCGCUGGGUGCCUGGAAAAGGUCCAGAUGGGAGCUCCUACAAUCUUCACUUCGAGGGGGUGGAAAGGCAGUAUGCAUCCUUACCCAGGCGUGGACCUGCAGAGCCAUUAGAAUAUUUAACAGGGCCACGAGUAACGUACAAAGAGAGAGAUCUUCCCUACUACCACGGAGGACAGCCUGUUAUCCACCCAUCCAAGGGGAACUACAUCCGUGUGCCGGACACGAGAGUGGCAGAACUGAGGUACCCUCAGUAUUACCCAGCCCAGCCCAUCACAAACCAGCAUAAAGGACCGCUCCGGCAGGACGUGCCGCCUUCCCCUCCGCAGCCCCACCGAGCACCAGCUUACAAUGAAAUUAUCCGACACCGUGGGACCAGUCCAGACCAGUACCAGUACAGGCAACAGGAUCCCAGGCAGAAGAACCCCAUGACUGCAGCUGUAUAGCCGUGCACUGGACUUCUGGCACAGCCCAGGAGGAGCCCCAUUGGACAUCAUCCUUGUAGAGUUGUUCCCAAGCGUAGCUGCCUGUAAGAAUGGCACGUGAGACCUGGAGUCGUUCUUACUGAGCUGGGCUCAGCGUAGGUGCUUUCUAACAGGCGAGCUAAAGCCACGUCAGGUACGAUGUGUUUUGAAUAUGUGAGGUACCAGACAGUUGAGUGUUCUUUAAUUCCUUUAAAAAAAUAGAAAGUGGCUGCUGAAAAUGAAACACAACACUUAAUACACCUCAGGGCUAUUUACUGAAUCCAGUUACACCUUUGCAGUACAUAGCUGUCUGUGCAGGGGCAGCGGAGUCACCAGAGUUUACUUCAGAGUGCUUGUAGAGCCUUUUAAGUGAGAACACAGCAAGCAGUACUGACUUCUUGCAGAGCUGGGCAUCUUGUGUAUCUAGUGUGUGAUCACGACAAAGGACUGCCACAGAGAUAGUGGCCACAUUCCAGGCACAUCCUGACCAACAGUUCUGCUUUAAGGAUGCUGCAGUUCCAGAUCUGUGAUCUGGCCUCUGUCUUCCUCUGCCUUUUUUGGUGGUGGCAGCAUUUAUCUUGUAGCCUUCAUUUUUUGCAGUUUGUGUAUCAAGAGGCUUCUCUUCUUGCACCUGCUGCAGUUGGAGUAGGGCAAAAAGCCUUAUCCCCUAUGCUUGGGCAGGCCCACAGAGGACAGGCAGCCACCUGAGAACCUGUGUCUGUAGCAGGGGGAGCGUGUGCUUGUGUUAGUUAUACAGUGUGCAGUCUUUAAGUGUAAACCCUGGAGACCAGAUCCUCAGCUGCUGUCAGGAAGUGUCACUUGAGGGGUUUCACUGGAGCUGGCCUAUAAGGAAGUGGCUAGGAAGGUGACUAUGGACAUGGACUCCAUGGUUCAUAUUAAGUUACUGUGUCAGGUGCUGCCUUGGCUCCAUCGGGCCAACUCGUUCCUGGCCCUCUCCAGGCGGUGUUGGAGCCAAGUGCCUGCCAGCAGCGUGCCUGCCCUGGCAAGCCCCUCACUGCCAGAAGGCACCUGUCCAUGGGGCCACCCUCAGUCCUCGAGGGAAGCCCAGCCUUGGGCAGCACCAGGCCCCACUGCACCAAGUGCCAAACUACUCGAGUUCUUGCAGCCAGAGGCCGUCAGGUCAUGGGGAAAGGGGCUUUUCACAGCAAGGGGUGAGGGAAAAGACAAGGAAAGUAACAGGAAGGGCUUCAAGAUCCUGGAGCCCAGGAGGGAGGUGUGAGAAUAGCUGUUUGUAGCAAGUUAUUUGCAGCAGUGCAUGGGAAGAGAGAAGGUGUGGGUGGGGAGGGGGCGUCAGCAGCGCAGCAGAGCCGUGGUGGGGGGACAGGGCAGUGGGGUACAUGCCCAGUUCUUUGCCCCAAACAGCCUGAGUUUGCUCUGAAGCUAGAAAUGUGUGUCCCCAGCCAGAGGGACCUGUGCAACCUGACCUGAGAGGGCCCUGAGUGCUCAAAGAUCUGUCUCAAGGAUUUUGUCAUGAGGAAACCAUGCAGUAUUGUGACCUAGAAAUAAUGUUAUCCAAGUGUCCUUAAUUCCUCAACUUCUGCCUUUUGGGAGUGUCACUAAACCAUUAGGCCUCCCUCUUCAUCAGGAAAGGACUGUGACCUGGCCAAGGAUUAAGCAUAAGGAUUUCUUUGAUGUCAUUUUGACACCUUUGGUUGGCAGCAUAUUAAAUCACAUAGAUCAGUUCCCAGGUGUUAAACACCACCAGGAAGAUUUGUCCUGUUAGGAGUGUGUCCUGCUGGCAGGUAAUGGCCCUGAUGAGAAGUAGCAUUUAAUCCCAGCCUACUUUCUUCUCUGCCAAUGGUGGUGGCUAGAGCCUGGUGUAACCCUCAGGCACAGGGAGCACUUGUGGCUGGAGCACUUGUGGCUGCCUGAGUGGCUGGCAGGCUCUAGUGCUUGCCUUCCCACCAGCCUCCACCCACCAGCAGGCUGGGAAGCAGGGGAGAGGAGACAGCUUUCCAUGGCAGAGGAACACCUCCAUGAUUCAGACAGAGGGCUGGACUCCCUGGGGCAGGGGCAGGCACAGCUCUAAAUCCAGUCAGGAGGAAGCAUUGGUGGGAGGGAGAGAGGAAGAGGAAUGCAACUGAUUAUGAAGUAAGCGUGUUUGGUUCUUGUUCCAUUUCUUUCUGCCCUCUUCCCUAGUAAUAUAGGAGGGAAAAAACCUCUGGAGGGAGUGUCGGGUGUAAAGCUGGAUGUCUCUCAGUACCCUCCAUAAAUAAGGCACAUUCCCCAAGGAAACCGUGCCUGUCAUGUACGUGCUCUGCACAGCCUUGUACUUCUCUCAGAAAGCUUUAGAUGUUGUAGGAUACUGAGCCAGGACUUGGCAGCCACAGGAUAGCUGCUAGUGUUAUAAAGGCCUGUUGAAAGUGAAGCAAAAACAAAUUAAAAUACUUUCCUUUCCCUCCUUGAAAUAUAACCCCUGAUACAUUUGAUCCAGCUGUAAAGAAACUAAUGUUUGCGACAGUGGCUUUAUCAAGCCAGGCCACAAUUAAGAACAGCUCUGAAUAUAAGCUACUGCCUUUGUAAAUCACUCUCAACUAACCCUUCAAAUGGCAUCACAGCACAGUGAACAGAACUUAUUUACAGUAUUUCAUGAGCCAGGGCCAAAUAAAAUCUGGAUGGAAACAGCUUCUAGGUUAUUUAUAGCCUUUGAGGGACCUGCCCAAUGUCUCCUCGUAACCUGAAUCUUUCUGUAAGAGCUCCCCUUGACUGCAUCCGCUCCACUCAAUUGAGGCAGACAGAUCAAACAAACACCUUCUGAGCUGUUAAUCUUACCUUACCCAACAGGUUAUUAAAUGAUGCUUCUGCUCAGUAAGCAGAAAUCAGUAGAGAGCUUCUUCCAAUUAAAAAGAAAAAAAAAAAAAAAAAUUAAGAAGAAAGUGUUGUAAGUAUAAUAUAUGGAUGCAUCCUACAGGUAAGGAGCUAUGGAGGAAGAACAGUGUGACCUAGCUGGGGGAGCAAGACUAAAAAUUAUUACAGAGCAUCUCAUCAAUCUCUGGUGCCAUUGUUCUAGGAGAUAAUUGCCAUUUCCUGAUUUAAUAUCUGGUAGAGGUACAGUAUUUUCAAAAGUAUAAUGUGUAACUACAGUAUAUAUAGUCAGCUUUUCUGCAGUAUAAAAUGUAUGAUUUUAGCACCAUAUUGUGGAAAAAUAUGUACCGUGCAGAAUUCACGAGGUGCUACAACUGACGGUUGAAAAUACACACUUGCAAAAUCCAAAAGAGCCGUUAAGUAACAAGUUGUUCUUUUCCCAUAUGUCCAUAUGUUUGGGAAAAUUAUGAGUCUGAAAUGCUCUUGACACGUAAUUGCCUCGCACUCCCUCAUCCAAAAUGUGCCAGUCCAGCCGUAGAGUUACUGACAUAGUGGGUGUGAAGGGAGAGUUGGGUUUGCCACAGGAGCAGCCCUAAGUGUGUGUGUGUGAACAGGCAUCAAGACCAAGGGAGAGAGGCCCGUGCUCACGUGAAGCUGAAGCUUUGAUUUCCUGAGCUGGUGGCGUGCAGCCUGUAUUUCUGGCUCUGGCACAGGGCCAGCCAGGCCCAGCAGUUGGAAGAUUAAGAGCUAGAAAAAGAGCCUGUGGAUUUUCUGAGUGACCACCCACUAGUGAGCCAUGAUCUUGGCCUGUGAGCCGACAUUACCACUGUGAUAUAUUAUGAUGCAGAAGUCUCUAGGCACCCCUUGAAUCCGUAAAGAAAUAUCAACUGCCCUUUGUGGGGAAAACGGAGCAUAGAAAAGAAGGAAAAAAAAAAAAGGCUCUUGCCUUGAAAAAGUGCACACAGUCCUGAAUUCCAAUUCACUCCAGCUUCCUGAUCUAGAAAUAGCUUCACAUGCUGCCUAAUUUUUUUACAGAUGAAUUGUGCUACCUCUUCCUCCCAGCCAUCACAGAUUUGUUUAUCAGAGAGUUAGUGCUGUGAGUGAAUCCUAGCGACUGCUCUGCCAGGGCCGCAUCCUGACGCUCUGCUCUGAGCAGGGGCUGCUUUGCACUUUCAAAAGGCCCCACACCUGUGCUCCCCAUCACAGUUGUCCUGCAGGAUCCUUAAGCCUUACAUGCAAAAUCAGAAGUGCUAUUCAGUAUCUCUGCAUAGGAAAGAAGACUUUGUAAGACACUAUUCUGUUACUGUGAGGGAGAGAGAGGUACUUGAGAUCUUGACAAUACCUGUGUGUUUAAGUGAAACUGAUUUAAAAAUCAUGUGUGUGAUUGUUUUGAGGGAGAAAUUCAACACAUAAUUUGACAGGUUUUUUCUAGUACCACAUCAAAGAUUUUGAUCUUUUGUUACAUAUGGCUAUAUAAAUUUUACCUGGUUUAUUUUGCAUUAAAAUAAAGGCUUUAAGACUAUAUAUGAUUA